Moneuplotes crassus is the source of this 853-nucleotide messenger RNA. NCBI's taxonomy places the organism in Eukaryota, Ciliophora, Spirotrichea, Euplotida, Euplotidae. The record is from the annotation of a GenBank genome assembly.
CAUGGAUUUAUGCCAUAAUCAAAUUUUGAAGCCUCUUGCUUUCAAACCAGUGUGGGGAUAUUCAGAAAUUAUCAGGGAACUUGCCACUCUCUAUUGUUGCUGUCCAUCUAUGACAGAGAUGUCUCCAUACUUGCAAGCCUAUUGUGCUUGCCAAAACCUGUGAUCUUGCUCAGCUCAAGCUGUUGAGGAUGCUAACGAGGCCAACACUGAAAACAAACCUCAAGCUGAUGCUCCCAGUUGUGAACAGAAGCAAGCUGAAAAAGUGGUCACCGAUAUUCAGCAAGAUAAGGAAAGCCUGAACUUAGUUGACAAGCCUGUCACUCAAAACAGCGACCACCCUCAAAUGGACAAGGAUGUAGAUAAAGAAGAAAGCAAAAUCCCUGUUGCCACAAGAGUCUUCAGCAACCGCAGAAGACGUUCUUCAAGACUCGACAUCAGAGCCAGGCUCAUAAGACUCAGGACAAGGAUCCAGAAUGGGCGGGUCACUGGAUUUCAGAGCUCCAGAAAGAAGACCAGAGGAACUACUGACACAAGUCUAGGAAGGAGGUCUCAGUACAUUGGAGUGUCCAAAAACAACGCCAACUGGCAAGCUCUUAUCAACCAUAGAAACACCAAGAAAUAUAUCGGAACUUUUACCGAUGAACUCGAAGCUGCCAGGACCUAUGACCUGUAUGCAAUGACAAUGCAGGGCCAGAAAGCAUGCCUGAACUUCAGCUACUCUGCUCAAGAAGUGGAGGAGAUGGUGGACUACUUUGUUGCUUACAAGGCUGUGAAUAUGGCAGCUUUCGAAACAGCAUCUAACUAGAUCGUUCACCUAAUAUAAUGCUUUCGUAAUUCUAUGCUAUUUUCAAGU